Dibothriocephalus latus is the source of this 210-nucleotide messenger RNA. Lineage: Eukaryota; Metazoa; Platyhelminthes; Cestoda; Diphyllobothriidea; Diphyllobothriidae. The record is from the annotation of a GenBank genome assembly.
AUGCUGGCAGAUGCCUUGUUCGCCAGUUCUGAGCGUCUGCUCGUUGAGCAGCAAGAGACCUACGCCUACCUCUACGCAUACGCGGCGGUAACGUUAGAAGAGAUUGAUCCGGACACUGAACGCCGCUUAUCCUCAGACCGAAGUCGCGUGGCUGAAGCCUGCAAGGAAGUGCUAGAGGCCAGCCGUAUAUGCCGACACGUAAGUUGUUGA